Molecule: messenger RNA, 1859 nt
Organism: Panicum virgatum (switchgrass)
Lineage: Eukaryota; Viridiplantae; Streptophyta; Magnoliopsida; Poales; Poaceae
Product: AAA-ATPase At3g50940-like
Exons: 2
Coding region: 189-1646 (485 amino acids)
Molecular function (GO): ATP binding; ATP hydrolysis activity
Source: RefSeq, a predicted model, not a curated record
CCACCACCCAGACCCAGCUCCACGCCCCCAUGCCCAUUGUUCUUGUUCACCCCCUCCACUCCACCGCCGUCGCCCAGCAGAGCCAACUAACCAGCCGCCUGAACCAGUCCUCUCCCUGAAUUUCGAGCGAGAGAAUUACUCGAGCUCGGAGAGAGGGUGAGCGCCGAGCGCCGGGUGGUGGGUCGGCCAUGGCGACCUACGACAAGGCCAUCGAGUCGUACAAGAAGGCGGUGACCACGGCGGCGUCGCUGGCGGCGUCGGCGAUGCUGGUGCGAGGCGUGGUGAACGAGCUGCUGCCGUACGAGGUGCGGGAACUGCUCACCUCCGGGCUGGGCUACCUGCGGUCGCGCAUGUCGUCGCAGCACACGGUGGUGAUCGAGGAGACCGAGGGCUGGGCCGCCAACCAGCUCUACGACGCCGCGCGGGCCUACCUCGCCACGCGGAUCAAUACCGACAUGCAGCGCCUCCGCGUCAGCCGCGUCGACGAGGGCAAGAGCCUCAUGUUCAGCAUGGAGGAGGGCGAGGAGAUGGCCGACCUCCACGAAGGCGCCGAGUUCAGGUGGCGCCUCGUCUGCCGGGACAACCUGGGCGCCGGCGCCGGCAACGGCAACGGCGGCCGCGGCGGCAACGGCAGCUACCGCGUCGAGGUGCGCUCCUUCGAGAUGAGCUUCCACAAGAAGCACAAGGAGAAGGCCAUCACCUCCUACCUCCCGCACAUCCUCGCCACGGCCAAGAAGAUCAAGGAGCAGGACAGGACGCUCAAGAUCUACAUGAACGAGGGCGAGUCCUGGUUCGCCAUCGACCUCCACCACCCGUCCACCUUCAGCACGCUCGCCAUGGACCGCAAGAUGAAGCAGGCGGUCAUGGAUGACCUCGAGAGGUUUGUCAAGAGGAAGGAGUACUACAAGAGGAUUGGCAAGGCGUGGAAACGGGGGUACCUCCUGUAUGGCCCGCCUGGGACCGGCAAGUCCAGCCUCAUUGCAGCCAUGGCCAACUACCUCAAGUUCGAUGUCUAUGAUCUCGAGCUCACUGAGGUGAACUGGAACUCAACACUUCGACGACUGCUCAUCGGGAUGACCAACAGGUCAAUCCUAGUCAUCGAGGACAUUGACUGCUCUAUCGAUCUGCAACAGCGGGACGAAGGUCAGGAUGGUACCAAAUCCAAUCCUUCAGAGGACAAGGUGACACUAUCUGGACUACUCAACUUCGUCGAUGGCCUUUGGUCAACAAGUGGGGAGGAGAGAAUCAUUAUCUUCACGACAAACUACAAGGAACGACUUGAUCCAGCGCUUCUUCGCCCUGGCAGGAUGGACAUGCACAUCCACAUGGGGUACUGCUGCCUCGAGUCUUUCAGAAUCCUGGCCUCCAACUACCACUCCAUCAGUGACCAUGACACGUACCCUGAGAUAGAAGAGUUGAUCAGGGAGGUAAAGGUGACUCCAGCAGAGGUUGCAGAAGUGCUUAUGAGGAACGACGACACUGACAUCGCACUCGAGGGCCUUAUCCAGUUCCUCAAGGGAAAGAAGAGUGAUGCCAAGGAUAGCAAAGAUGAGAAUGUGGACCAUGUGGCCAAAGAGGGUGCCAAAGAGAUGACAAAACAAGACCUCUCAGGCGAUCAAAAUCUGAACGAUGCAGGCAAAGAAUGAUGCCAAAGUAGUGUGCAUAUCAUAUGUUAGUACCAGAAAAAUCAGCCAAAAAUGUAUGUUUUGGUAUUAAUAAGAGAUCAUUUUUGGAACUAGAGAAUACUCUGGUACUAUAGUACUUUAUUUUCUUCUUUAAAUCAGAUACCACAUUGUAAAGUACAUAUGGGCCCAGGUUAACUCACAUGAGUAUAUGCAGCAAUUCAAUCUUAAUAUGAA